UCCUCCACGGCCGGUCAGACGAUUGGUUCGGCGCAAGUUUGGGAUCGCCUCGUCUUGGACCGCCUCGGCGCACGGAGAGGCAGACGCAGGAGGACUCGAAACACGGAGGAGAGAGAGAGAGAGAAGAGAGAGAGGGGAGAAAGGAGGGGGAGAGGGAAAGGGAAACACGGGAGAAGCCUCCAUGUUUCAGCUGCCCAUCUUGAAUUUCAGCCCCCAGCAGGUCGCCGGGGUCUGCGAGACUCUGGAGGAGAGCGGGGAUGUCGAGCGCCUCGGCCGCUUCCUCUGGUCGCUGCCCGUCGCGCCGGCGGCCUGCGAGGUCCUCAACAAGAACGAGUCGGUGUUGAGGGCCCGGGCGGUCGUCGCCUUCCACACCGGCAAUUUCCGUGAACUCUACCACAUCCUGGAGAACCACAAGUUCACCAAAGAGUCGCACACGAAGCUGCAGGCGCUUUGGCUCGAAGCGCACUACCAAGAGGCGGAGAAGCUGCGGGGACGCCCGCUGGGGCCGGUGGACAAAUACAGGGUGCGGAAGAAGUUCCCCCUACCGAGAACCAUAUGGGACGGAGAGCAGAAGACCCAUUGCUUCAAGGAGAGAACCCGGCACUUGUUAAGAGAAUGGUACUUACAGGAUCCUUAUCCAAAUCCUAGUAAAAAGAGGGAGCUUGCACAGGCUACAGGACUUACACCCACACAAGUAGGAAACUGGUUCAAAAAUCGCAGACAAAGAGACAGAGCAGCGGCUGCGAAGAACAGGCUCCAGCAGCAGGUCCUGUCCGGCGGCUCGGUUCGAUCCCUGGCGGACGACGACGGCACCGUGGACCGCCUGGGGAACUCGUCCAGUCCGGAGGCCAGUCUGUCCAGCAAAGCCGCCGCCUCGGCCAUCUCCAUCACCUCCAGCGACAGUGAAUGUGACAUCUGACGGGCGGAUCGACGGCGUUGAUGAAUUAAAGGGGGAUGCCGAGUGAAAGACAAUCCAAUAAAACAAGUCCUAGUGCCUGCGUUGAGAAAAGGAACACACACACACACACACACACACACACACACAUACGCGAGGACUGAUAUUUGACGGUUGCCAAAACACGAGGGGAUUUGUGAUCUGCGGCGGACUGCCCGUCCUUUUCCUUUUAGGCGUGCAUUUUUUUUUGCGUUUUACCCACGUGUGGAUAACUGAACUUAAUAUGGACAAAACCUGUUUGAUGGACUAAUAAACCAACGCCCCAAGAUGAAAAGUAAAAAGGAGGAAAAAAAUACAAAAAGAGGGGGGGGGGGGGGGGCGAAGGCAUUCAAGCGCCUAACCUGCUGUUAUCUGUGGGUAUUUCAUGUUGAAAAAGAACUGUGAGAUUUUUACUUUACUUUCAAAGUUUUAUAAAUAAUGUUUAUUUGCCUAUUUAAAAACGAUCUGCUCUGUCUCUUCGAAUUUCAUAUUCAUUUGCUUGGUGUUUUUAAUACUUACCUUGUACACAGGUGAACCUGUUGAGCAUGCGCGCUUUAGUGAAAAAUGUGUUUCAAUAAAAGAAAAAAAGAGUAAAGAUAACUUAAUAAAAUAAUUGUUGAUCAAGAGAGUAUAACGUUUAGUCUUAUUUUCUGUUUGGGGGGAAAAGGCAGUCGUGACUAA
Pungitius pungitius (ninespine stickleback) is the source of this 1615-nucleotide messenger RNA. It is a transcript of the gene six6a, whose product is annotated as SIX homeobox 6a. The coding region runs from base 182 to 919 and encodes 245 amino acids. Lineage: Eukaryota; Metazoa; Chordata; Actinopteri; Perciformes; Gasterosteidae. Gene Ontology annotation, biological process: eye development; regulation of transcription by RNA polymerase II. Gene Ontology annotation, cellular component: nucleus; transcription regulator complex. The record is from RefSeq and is a predicted model, not a curated record. The transcript has 2 exons. Gene Ontology annotation, molecular function: RNA polymerase II cis-regulatory region sequence-specific DNA binding; DNA-binding transcription factor activity, RNA polymerase II-specific.